Umbelopsis ramanniana AG is the source of this 579-nucleotide messenger RNA. RefSeq lists its product as uncharacterized. Gene Ontology annotation, molecular function: thioredoxin peroxidase activity. Gene Ontology annotation, biological process: hydrogen peroxide catabolic process; response to oxidative stress; cellular response to stress. Bases 1 to 579 code for a protein of 192 amino acids. Gene Ontology annotation, cellular component: cytosol. The record is from RefSeq and is a predicted model, not a curated record. The transcript has 4 exons. NCBI's taxonomy places the organism in Eukaryota, Fungi, Mucoromycota, Umbelopsidomycetes, Umbelopsidales, Umbelopsidaceae.
AUGUCAGCAAACAAGCGCUCGCGGGAAACUGACGAAAAAAAUCAAGUUUCCAAACGAGUCAAAGAAUAUGAUCCUGUUGAAAAAAUCGGUCAACAGGCAGCCGCUUUAGAGACCUUCCGUCGUGCUCCACUAUUUGACGGUGUUUCGGUUUGGCACGACGAGAUUGUCAAGAUCUCCACAAAAGACUUUCUCCACGUUUGUAACACUGUGUUAUUAUUUUACGACUACGACUUUACUCCUACUGCUGUAAGGGACAUUCGAGCUCUCAAUGCUCGCGUGGACGACAUCUCAACUUUGAAUGCACGGGCACUGGCCAUUUCGGUGGACACUGAGCACUGUCACUACGCUUUCCUUCAACGCGAGUUUCCAGCAGCGGCGGCAAAAUUCCCCCUAGUUGCGGAUACCACAAAACGAAUAACUCGGGAUUUCCAAGUUCUAGACGAGGAAACAGGAGUGGCUAGACGGUCUUUAAUCGUCAUCGACAAGAGAGGCGAGAUUCGAUCUUGGUCAGUGUUGCAACAUCAUGAAAUAGAACACAACUUCGAUAGUGUGAUAUUGCUGGGCUUUCAAACCAGUUGA